Messenger RNA from Menidia menidia (Atlantic silverside), 1101 nucleotides. The record is from the annotation of a GenBank genome assembly. NCBI's taxonomy places the organism in Eukaryota, Metazoa, Chordata, Actinopteri, Atheriniformes, Atherinopsidae.
AUGCCUGGGCUCACGGAGGCGCACAACGCCUCCGGGUGGUGCAACCACAGCCGGGAUUACGCACCGCCGGACUUCCGCUCCGUGCUGCCUCACGACCCGGUGGUCGUGCUGCUGAUCAUCGUUUUGGUUCUGAUGACUCUCUUCUCGAUAGUCGCCAACGUGCUGACCCUGCUCAGCAUCGGCAGCACGGACGACCUGACCUGGCAGCCGCGCUUCACCUUCUGCCGGAACCUGAUCAUCAGCGACCUGCUCCAGACCCUCACCUUCGGUCCUCCGGUCAUCUACCUGCUGGCCAAUCGCCAGACGAUGCCGUUCGGCUUCUGGUGCUACGCCCAGUACUUCGUCGGGGGGGUCAGCAUCUUCUGCAGCCUGGUGACCAUCACCUGCAUGGCUCUGGAGCGCUACCUGUUCAUCUGCUACGCGCUCCGGUACGCGGUCAUCCUCACCGACCGGCGCCUGCGCGCGGCGCUGGCCCUCAUCUGGCUCUACUCCGUGGCCGUGACCACCGCGGCCGUGGCCGUUUUGCUGCUGGAACCGGGGGAAGAGGGCGGCGACGCGCGCAUGUUCUCGCUCCUGUGCGAGCCGGACACGCUGGAGAAGCACCUGGGCUCCCCGCGCGCCUCCGUCCAGUUCCGGAAGGCCAUCGGCAGCCUGACCCUGCUGCUGUGCGUCCUGGCGCACGUCUUCUCCUAUCACAAGAUGUACAGGAUGGGCGUCCGGGCCGUGGCCCCCUUCAAGGCGGCCAACGUGAAGGCGCGCAACACGGUGGGCUUCUACUGCGCCAUGCUGCUCCUGCAGCUGCUGCCGGCCAUCUCGAAGGUCACGGCCGACGCCGUCCGGGAUCUCGGGGCCAUGGAGACCCCCGGGUCACCCUCCGAACCGUGCGGCGCGGAGCCGGCCCUGUCCUCCGCGGCGGCCUUCCUCCACGUCGCCUUCCUGGUCAGCCUCCAGGUGCCGCCGUGCAUCAACCCGCUGGUCUACGGCGUCAAGAACGUGGAGAUCCGCCGGGCGCUGUCCAAGAUGUUCCGCUGGCGCCCCGCGGACCGGUUCCGCGUCCAGGCCCCGGCGGAGGGGAUAAGGAUGAGGAGCAUCGCGAAGUAA